AUGAAUUCCUCAUCUGAUGUUAAUGUGUCCAGUAGUUACAUUAACAGAGACUCUGCAAGCACGGCGGUGGCCAAAAAUGUGAUUGUUGUGGCUCUCGGUAUCAUCAUCAACUACAUCAAUGGCACCCUGAUACACACCUUCAGGAAACACCAGAUAUUUUGUGUGAAUCCUCGAUACAUCCUGUUCAUCCACCUGGUGAUAAACGACAUGAUCCAGCUCACAACAACCAUCAGCCUCUUUGUCUACAGUUACAUCUUCUAUAAAAUCAAUGCUUUCUUCUGUUGUUUAAUCUUGAUAUUCGCCAUCUUCACCACUUUCAACACUCCGCUUAACCUGGCUGCCAUGGCCAUGGAGUGUUACAUCGCUGUCUGCUUCCCUCUGCGACACUCUGAGUUGUGCACCAUCAAACGGACAUACAUCCUGAUCGGGUGUAUUUGGGCCAUGAGUGCUUUAUCCAUAUUUACAGACGUCUUUAUUGCUGUGGCAACAGAGCCUUUACGUUUAAUCUAUGCAACAGUUUACUGUGAGAGGGAUAAUCUUUUCCGGCAUUCGUUCAGCAUACAAAAGAGGGAGAUUUCCUACGUGAUUUGUCUGGUUGUUGUUUGGCUCAGUCUCUUCUACAGUUACUUCAAUAUUAUUUGUGCUGCUAAAACUGCAAGAGUCGCAAAAUCAACAAGUGGAAACAUGUCAAAUACCAGGAACACCGUCCUGCUUCAUGGCUUCCAGCUCCUGCUCUGCAUGCUCAACUAUGUGUCCCAUAUAAUGAUCAGUGCGUAUGUGUCCUGGUUUCCCAGACAUUUUCGACAAGUUCUGUUUUUUCAUUACAUCACCAUCCAGAUCUUCCCCAGAUUCAUCAGCCCCAUUGUGUACGGGCUGCGAGACAAGACUUUUAAACAGUAUUUAAAACAGUAUCUGGUGUUUACGGUGAGUGCACGACACAAGCAAUAG
Salarias fasciatus (jewelled blenny) is the source of this 948-nucleotide messenger RNA. Its product is annotated as odorant receptor 131-2-like. NCBI's taxonomy places the organism in Eukaryota, Metazoa, Chordata, Actinopteri, Blenniiformes, Blenniidae. The record is from RefSeq and is a predicted model, not a curated record. Gene Ontology annotation, biological process: detection of chemical stimulus involved in sensory perception of smell; G protein-coupled receptor signaling pathway. The transcript has 2 exons. Gene Ontology annotation, molecular function: olfactory receptor activity; G protein-coupled receptor activity; odorant binding. The coding region runs from base 1 to 948 and encodes 315 amino acids. Gene Ontology annotation, cellular component: membrane.